AUGGUGGCAUUUGAAGAUCCAAGUUUGAUUCCCUUCCUUCCAUCAGGAUUCGCCAUUCUUCCAGAUGGGCCCACAGCCAGAGGACUUUCAUCAUCACAACCUGCUCAUUCUGGAGGAUCUCUCUUGACUAUUGCACUUCAGGUGUUGCUUAACUCAGCUCCAAAUGCAAAGCUAUCUAUGGUAUCAUUUUCGGUAGCCAGCAAGCUUAUCAGCUCCACAGUCGACAAAAUAAAACAUGCACUGCUCCCCAAGACCUCACAGGGGCUGGGAACAAGGAAGGUAGAUUACAAAGAAAACAACAGGAUGGAGAUGACCAUUCCCAGAUGCACAGUCUCAAAAGAGGCAGGUAAGGAGGAACAGCUCUAA
Messenger RNA from Striga asiatica, 366 nucleotides. NCBI's taxonomy places the organism in Eukaryota, Viridiplantae, Streptophyta, Magnoliopsida, Lamiales, Orobanchaceae. The record is from the annotation of a GenBank genome assembly.